CAGUACUUGCACAAAAGGGGACAAGGUGGUGAAAAAAAGGCCUUAGUGUGAUAGUGCCAUUUUUUCCGCUUUCAGUUUAUGCCCGUUUCACAGGGCUUCCAACAGGAAAAUGUUGAGACAGAGCAUUUGGAGAUUCACAACCACUAUGGUCUGUAGGGGCCACUUGGAGGAAGGUCCAGGGAAGAAUUUGCCGUUUUCGGUGGAAAACAAGUGGCAGUUACUAGCUAUGAUGACAUUGUACUUUGGAUCUGGAUUUGCUGUACCUUUCUUUAUAGUAUGACAUCAAUUGCUUAAAAAAUAAAGAUGUUUCAGCUAAUCCAUGAAACAGAUAUGAAGAGGAGCAUUUUAAGAGGUGCAGUCUCUUUGAAAACUGGAUCAAACUGUUGAACUCGACACACUAGAUGUGUUUGCAAAUAAACUUAUGGCAUAAA
This is a messenger RNA of Phyllostomus discolor (pale spear-nosed bat), 431 nucleotides long. Its product is annotated as cytochrome c oxidase subunit 7C, mitochondrial-like. The coding region runs from base 110 to 280 and encodes 56 amino acids. The transcript has a single exon. Gene Ontology annotation, biological process: mitochondrial electron transport, cytochrome c to oxygen. NCBI's taxonomy places the organism in Eukaryota, Metazoa, Chordata, Mammalia, Chiroptera, Phyllostomidae. The record is from RefSeq and is a predicted model, not a curated record.